AAUGUCUGUUAUUUUUGCCAGUCAUCAUUGGAACCACCUACCUCAUCAUCUGCCACCUGUCUCGGUUGCCGGGACAGUGUCUUCCUGUUGACCCCUGGUGACAAGGCCCUGGCCCUUACAGACACACUGCUCCUGUUCUGUAUCGACAUCUCAGCGUCCAUGAGUAUCACCUCCCAGGUGUUGGAAGGAAAACAGCCAAUCUACAGGUCACGUCUUCAGGUCAACCAUCUUUGAUUAUUUAAAUGGGCAUAAGUGGAUACAUUUGGGAGAUAUUGUGAUGAUCGUAGUAACUACCAGUAAAUGAAAUAUGCAGUGGCAGAUUCACAAUCAUUUGCUUUGCUAGAAUUGAUAAUGGUCUGUGGUUGUGUACAUGCUGGUAAUGAUAACACCAAUGCGGAUUUUAAACCAGUUUGUUCAGGAAGCAGUGUUACAGAGUGUUUGGAAGCUGAGUGAAACACAACCACACAUGCGAGUAGGACUCAUCACGUUCAACAAUCAGGUUCAAUAUUACACCCAUUUCACAUUGACAUGAUUGACUAUUUAUGCAUGUUGACAUCUAAUGAAAUGGUGUUUUCAUGCUCUUUAUAUAAAAAAAAAUUUUUUUGGGGGGGGGGUGACAUUUCAUAUUCCCUGAUUUGGAUUCAAUAUUUGGAUGCAUUUGUCCAAUAGUUGGGUGUAAAUCUGAAGUUGUUUUGAUCUGUAUCUUAAGAUCAUCCACUGAUGUUUGUCUUGACAGGUGACUCUGCAUGGAUAUGACGAGUUCACCUCACGUUUUUUGCGGGGUGCGGAGUUGAUUGACAGUGAAUACCUUAAGGAAGCAGCGUUCAGCUUCCCCAGCCCACAACCCCUCUCCAGGACCAGGGACUGUCUACAGAGAGAGAUUCUAGGAUUGUCUGAGAGUGGUGCCACGGCUUUAGGUCCUGCUUCUCUUGUAGCCAUAGCGAUGGCUUCUCGGCAACCAGGGUCAAAGGUGAUCAUCUGCACAGAUGGAAAGGCCAACACAGACCUGGGGAAUCUGGAGGUGGAGGGCAUUGAUGCUCGACCUUGCCUCUCCUCCACUAUCUUCUACCACGACCUGGGGGAGUACGCUGCUAGCCAGGGGGUGACGGUAUCAGUGUUGGCUAUCGAGGGGACAGACUGCAGACUUGAUGAGCUGGGGAGACUAGCAGACCGCACAAGCGGAAAGGUGGUAGUAGCAAGUCCACAUGAACUAUACACUGAAUUUGAGGAGAUUAUUGAGAACAGGACGAUAGCGACACACUGUAGUGUCACUUUGCUGCUCCCCACAACACUGUGUGUGAAAGGAGAGAGGGAGGCUGGGAACAGGGUGACCAGAGAGGUGGGCAAUGUGGCAUCAGACACAGAAAUCACCUUUCAAUUUGGAGCGAGGGAACACGGCUCACAGGGAGAGGUGUCAGCCCCAGUGGCAGGUGGCCGUGUGUCUGUUCAGCUGCAGCUGAGAUACAGACAGAAGGAUGGACACAGUAUGCUCAGAGUGCUGACGGCUGAUAAAGAGGUGACGGAUGACAGCUCAGUGGUCCUCUCCUCUCUGUUUCUAGCUAUCAUUCAGCUCAACUCAUCCCAGGCCAGCGCCGCUCUAGCUGUCAGGGGCCGCUUCCAAGACGCAAAGAGUGAGGGGGAGACACAGAGGGAACUGAUGGAGAGAGCCCUAGAGUAUGAUAGAAGUGCAGAAGACAAACUGAUUUAUUCAAAAUGGCUUAAAACCAUGGACCCUAUACACAACAGCCUACAAAACUACACAAGGAGACAAUCCAUACAUUCUGAUACACUGCAGUAUCUAACAGACAUGGGUGCUGCACUGCUGUACAGCAUGAAGAACAGCAACAGGUCUAUUUCACUGAAGGAAAAGCACCAACACUGAUUGGUGGCUACUGACUAUGCCUGAUAUCCUUGGAAGUUAUUCAAGUCCUACCGACUUCUGGGGAGGCCUAUUUAUACACAAAUCUGACUAAUUAAUGUAUCUAACAAAAAAUUCUACAUCUGGAAAUAUAUUAUUUAAAAUAGCAUUAACUGUCAAUAUUGUACUUGUUCAUUGUAUUUGUAAAUAGAAUGUUCUUAUCUAUGCACACUAUCAGAACGUCAUGUCAGAACUGCGAUGGCACAUAGCAAGUGAAAUGGGUUUGUACCUGCAGUGCCUUCAGAAUGUAGUCAUACCCCUUGACUUAUUCCACAAUUUGUAGUGUUACAGGCUGCACUCAAAAUGUAUUCAUCUACACACAAUACCCCAUAAUGACAAACUGAAAACAUGUUCUUAGAAAAUGUUGCAGAUGUCUUGAAAUUGAAAUAAAUAAAUAUCUAAUUUGCAUAAGUA
Messenger RNA from Oncorhynchus kisutch (coho salmon), 2332 nucleotides. Its product is annotated as circularly permutated Ras protein 1-like. The transcript has 12 exons. Gene Ontology annotation, molecular function: SNARE binding; zinc ion binding. Gene Ontology annotation, cellular component: endoplasmic reticulum exit site; COPII vesicle coat. The coding region runs from base 944 to 1882 and encodes 312 amino acids. Gene Ontology annotation, biological process: COPII-coated vesicle cargo loading. The record is from RefSeq and is a predicted model, not a curated record. Lineage: Eukaryota; Metazoa; Chordata; Actinopteri; Salmoniformes; Salmonidae.